Molecule: messenger RNA, 1040 nt
Organism: Salarias fasciatus (jewelled blenny)
Lineage: Eukaryota; Metazoa; Chordata; Actinopteri; Blenniiformes; Blenniidae
Gene: tmed4
Product: transmembrane p24 trafficking protein 4
Exons: 5
Coding region: 116-775 (219 amino acids)
Source: RefSeq, a predicted model, not a curated record
CCACCGCCUCCACCGCCUCUCUACACCGCGUCAACCGGCUUCUCUACCAGCGCCUCCUCCUCCUCCACCUCCACCUCCACCUCUGCUGAUGUGAGCACCAGUCGGAGGCCCCACGAUGCCCUCAGUCCCCGCCGCCGGAGUGCUUCUCUUCCUGGCUUGGAUCUAUCCGAGCGGCGCCCUGUAUUUUCACAUCGGGGAGACGGAGAAGAAGUGCUUCAUCGAGGAGAUCCCGGAUGAGACCAUGGUGAUCGGGAAGUACCGCACUCAGCUGUGGGACAAACAGAGCGGCUCCUUCCUUCCGUCCACCCCGGGUCUCGGGAUGCACGUGGAGAUCAAGGAUCCAGAGACCAAGAUCAUCCUGUCUCGUCAGUACGGCUCAGACGGACGCUUCACCUUCACCUCACACACUCCCGGAGAGCAUCAGAUCUGUUUACACUCCAACUCCACCAAGAUGGCUCUGUUUGCUGGAGGAAAGCUGAGAGUGCACCUGGACGUCCAGGUCGGAGAACACACCAACAACUACCCCGAGAUCGCAGCGAAGGACAAGCUGAGCGAGCUGCAGCUGCGAGUGCGGCAGCUGCUGGACCAGGUGGAGCAGAUCCAGAAGGAGCAGAACUACCAGAGGUACCGGGAGGAGCGUUUCCGCAUGACCAGCGAGAGCACCAACCAGCGCGUCCUGUGGUGGUCCAUCGCUCAGACCCUCAUCCUCAUCGUCACCGGCAUCUGGCAGAUGAAGCACCUGAAGAGCUUCUUCGAGGCCAAGAAGCUGGUGUGAAAUGUUCCCGGCAGACUCGGACGCAUCAUCCAUCCUGUGGGACAUGCUUGGGUUUUUUUUUUUCUUUUUCUUUUUUUAGUUUUCUAUCCAGAGCAGCGCUCGAGAUUCCAGUCGUGUCUCUUUGUUGUGUUUUUGUGUUUGGUUUUAACUUUUUUCAACACUGGACUUUUUCCCUUUUUCUAUCUUUGAAGUGCAAGAAGAAGCAGUUUUUUUGUGCCUAUCCUGAAGAAUGAAAUGUAAAGACAGUAAAAACACACUAACCCGU